GAACGAAUGUCGAAUUUCAGGAGGAAUUUACCAAAAUGGACGGCGGUCUCCCUAGAUGACGACAACUACGGCAGAGGAGGAAGACGAGGAGUGGGAAGCAAAUCCUCCUCGAUGGAAUUAUUAACUCUAGAAUCCGAGUCCACUCGAGGAUGGUCGAACUCCUUCUCCUCAGCAUGGAAGCCAGUUUGGUACACAGGUUGGCACACUGGCGUCCUAGGCUGCGCUGCCUCCGUCGUGCUGGUCCUCCUUAUAAACGUCGCUUUAACCAUCUACGCUGCUGCGAAUCCGGAGUACAAGAUGAGAGGAGGCGUUGGGACAUUGUAUUCUGGAGAUUGCAACAGGAGCAGGACGAUCGGGCUGUGGCUGCACCUCGGGAUAAAUGCCCUUUCCACGCUGCUAUUGUCCGGGAGUAACUAUACACAGCAGUGUCUCGCAGCGCCUACAAGAAGCGAGAUCGAUGCUGCGCAUAUGAGGAGACGAUGGAUGGACAUUGGUGUUCCGAGUGUUAGGAAUUUGUUCAGGAUUAAGUUGGAGAGGAGGCUCUUGUGGAUCGCGAUUGGGUUCACGAGUAUCCCGCUGCAUUUGCUGUACAUUUAUAUUACCAUCCCCGCCCCAGUCCCGGGAGUGAGGCUAAUUGGGGGGUUUCAGGUACAAUUCUGCAGUGUAUACAUCGCUAGCGGCGAAUGAGUUCGUCGUGGCUGUCGUGAGCAAAAACCACUUUGAGUCGGGAGCCUACUCAAACAUGACCGAGACAUUGGUCGACGACAGCGAGUGGUGGGCCAACAGCACGACCUCGGGGGGAUUCAAGGGUACCAAGAGGUUCGGGGUGUAUUCGGAAGCGCUCCCGCUCUUCAAGAGUGUGCUAGAGGGAUACAACACCGGAGCCGAGCGCUACGACGACCUGACACCUUCAAACUGCUCAAAAAUCUACAACACUGACUUUGUGUCCAGCCAUAGAAAUCUGUUCCUGAUUACUACACUUAGUUCCAACGCCGCACACAACAACACCCUCCUGGACAUGAUAAGUAUCGAUAAUGAACGGCCCACGUCAAGUGACUGGAUGUGCGCUUACAAUCUAAGCGGUGACACCUGGACUUCGAGGCCGUCCCGCUUCAAGUGCAAUCCCGGCGGGAUAGCCUCGAAUUUGGCGCGUGGCAUUCCAUGGCAGGUGGGCCUCCAUACAGGGGAGGAGGUAGAGAUAAGUGGAUGCAAGAGCGAGAGGACAGAGGAGAAGUGCAAGGUGCAGUUCUCCCUAGGGAUCAUGAUUGUCGUUAUCUUCUGCAAUCUCAUUAAAGCUUGUAGUAUGAUCAUGACGGUAGUUAGAUCUCAGGAGCCCACUUUGGUUACAUUGGGUGAUGCUGUAGACUCCUUUUUGAGAUUCCCAGACCCGACUACAAUGGGGAUGUGCUUCGCCGAUCGAGCUUUCGUCAAUAGGGAGUGGAAGAGUAGGUGGAGGGCUGGACAGGUGCGACACUGGAAGUUGAUGGGGGUGCAGAGGUGGUGGACUAGUGUUAGUAAGACAAGGUGGAUAACCUGUAACCUCUUCUGCUCUAUAGUUAUCAUUGUUGCUGGGGUGCUGCUCCGAUCAGGGAUGAUUAGGGACGGGGAAUACUUGGAGACGGACAUUAAAUCAAUGUAUGUCUCCCCCUCUUCUAAAACUCAAUUCGAGCAAAAUAUUGAUGAGAAGACAAAAGGUGGACCAGAGGCUUCGGCAAAGUAACUAGUGUCUCCAUAGUCAGCAUCACCCUCGGGAACAUAACCCAGGCAAUCCUCCUAGCCAACCUUCCACAAACUAUCCUCUCAUUCCUAUACCUAACUUACAACUCCCUCUUCACCUGCAUGCUUUCGGGCCAUGAAUGGUCCCUCUUCAGUCACCACCACCGCACCCUCCGUGUCACGUCCCCGCGGCCAGGUCAGCGUUCCACAUACUGGCUUCAAAUACCCUACACCUACGCCAUCCCUCUAAUGAUCCUGAGUGGCCUCCUCCACUGGUUGACCUCGCAAUCACUGUUCCUCGCGAGGGUCGAGAUAUCGGGACCACUCGGGGGGGAGGUUUCGUCAACGAUAAGCACUGUGGGGUACUCCUGCAUUGCACUCAUUUUCGUGCUCACGCUGGGGGGUUUUGCCCUGCUGGCGGCUGCCGGGAUGGGGUUUAGGCCAUUCGCGGCAGAGAUUACUACUGUCGGGAGUUGCUCCGCCGCUAUUUCCGCGGCUUGUCAUGCUUGGGGGGAGGACUCGGAAGUGAUUGUAGGGAGGAAGGUGCGGUGGGGAGAUGUGGGAAUUGAGCCGCGUUCGGGGGUGCGGCAUCUGACGUUUUCGAGUGAGAAAGGGGUUGGGAAGCCAACGCAUGGAGAGGCUUACGCUGGGACGGGGAGAGAG
This is a messenger RNA of Tuber aestivum (summer truffle), 2379 nucleotides long. NCBI's taxonomy places the organism in Eukaryota, Fungi, Ascomycota, Pezizomycetes, Pezizales, Tuberaceae. The record is from the annotation of a GenBank genome assembly.